Molecule: messenger RNA, 2645 nt
Organism: Bombus pyrosoma
Lineage: Eukaryota; Metazoa; Arthropoda; Insecta; Hymenoptera; Apidae
Product: DNA mismatch repair protein MutL-like
Exons: 7
Coding region: 744-2639 (631 amino acids)
Biological process (GO): mismatch repair
Cellular component (GO): mismatch repair complex
Molecular function (GO): ATP hydrolysis activity; ATP-dependent DNA damage sensor activity; ATP binding
Source: RefSeq, a predicted model, not a curated record
AAAUCUAUGGUAUUUAUCAAAAGCUGUGACCAGAAAUUAUAGUCAUUUCUAAAAUUUGUAUAAACGUGUCAUCGACAAGAAAGUAAUUUUUGUUUAAAUGGAAGGCAAUCUACUCACAUUAAAGGAAUUUUUCAGAAAAUUCAAAGAUCAAAAUUUCGUUGGUUACCGGUUACCGAUAAACAUUUAUAAUGGAAUUCUGUCGGCAACUAUUCCUUUCUUAUCGACUACAACACCCUUCCUUAUCGGUCACUGCACGCAUGCGUAGAUGUUAUUCGAAUGCUGAAAUUGGGCGCAUUUCAAAAUUUCUAAACACGUUACGAACAUCUUCUUUAAUUCGCAUAUAGUAAAGGUAAUAAUAGCAUUUAGUAUUAUCAUAUGAUAUUAUCUAAUAAUACUCAUAAUUUGCAACUCAAUGGAAGAAAAGAAGAUUAGAAUUGUCGAGUGGUCUAAUGCGUAGAAAUCUAUGAAUAAUAGAAGUUUUUUUAAAAACGAAAGUUUUUUAAAGAACGAUGUCGAACUAAGUAAAUAGAAGCUAAUCUUCAUUUCCUUUCAAAAUAUUCUAUUCUCAGAGAUGUUAUUCUGAAACAUCUUUAAAUCCGAUAAUAAGUUGUGGGAUAUUAAGUAACAGAUCGUAAGAUCGGGAGAUUGUUAUUGAUGCUUUUCUUUUGUUGAUUGCUAGUAGAGGGAGACAAAGGCGUGCAAAAAGCUUCAUUGUUAUAGCGCGAACGUGGUUCAGUAUUAAAAUGGAAUCGUCAAUUGUUGCUGCUACUAAUGUGACGAAUAUUGCAGAUUGUGUGUUAGAAUUGGUGUCAAAUUCUUUAUCCGCCAACGCUACAGCAAUUGCAAUACGAUUUCACAUUGAACAACGUAAAAUUCAAGUAAUAGACAAUGGUAUAGGAAUACCGAAAAUACGAUUAAACGUGAUGGCAGAAUACAAUAAUGAAAAUUCUUUGAAUUAUUCAAAUAUAUACGAUUUAUGCAGCUGGAGAAAGCAUACGAUUAUUAACAUUCGUAGAUUGUCUAAUGCUAUGAUAAUAACAUCUAGAUAUUAUUUGUCACGUAAAACAUAUAUGAAGAUUUUCAAAGUAAACCAUGAACCAAGAAUUAUUAAAAUUGAAAGAAGACCUUCUCAAGGUACUACAGUAAGCAUUCAUGGAUUCCAUGAGUUAUCCUUAAGUAAGUGGAACAUAACUUUCAUGUAUCAUUUGAUUGGAAACAUUGCCAUAGCCAAUCCUCAGACUUCAUUCACCAUAAGAGAUGAUCAUCAAAAGAAAAUUAACAUGAUAAUCACUAAGCCACACAAUCCAAUAUAUAUUUUUAAGUCAUUAUAUAGUCUAGAAGUAUUACUUCAUAAAAUAUGGUAUAUAAGAUGUAUGAAGAAGCCUAAUAUCAAAUACUGUGCAUACAUUGGAUUAGCUGAUUCUAAAGAUACAGCUUCUCAAUAUAUUUUUCUAAAUAAUAAACUUGUUCAUUGUCCCUUAAUCUUAAAAAUAAUUUCAACUACUUUCAUUAAUACAUUAAAGUUCUUCGAAAGACAACAUUAUGAACAUAUACCAAAGAAAGAGGCAGUUUUCAUUUUAUUAUUUCUUGUGUGUAAUAAUUAUACUUUUACUAUUGAGAAUAAGAAGCGAACUUUAAUAUUUUCUAAUAUACAAGAUUUAAUGGAAUGUAUCAGGAGCAAAAUAUUACAUAUUUUUACAAGAGGUAUUAAACCUUUAUGUGAAGAAGAAUUUAGAAAAGGUAAUGAAACACAGUUGACUGCAGAAGAUUUAGUUACACCUGUUUCACAAACUGAUAAUCUUAACAAAAACAGUAUGCAGUUAACUCUUUCUGAAUGGUCUAAUUGGUCUUAUCCUAAGGAUUGGAAACAAGUAGAAAAUGAUUCGCUAAAAUUCUAUAAGCAUUUUGAUUUCCUACCAGAAAAAUUGCAUAAAUUACUACGUGGAAACACAAAAUUGAUAAGAACAGACAUUUUAAAUGAAUAUAAUGGAAGUGUAUGUUCAAUCAAAUUGAAAUCUGGAUUGCAGAUUCCAGAUAUAUUGCCUCAUCAAGAACUUGACAUACGUCCAUGUAAAACUGUCCAGCAAUUUCGUGAAUUCACGUUAAAUAAGAAAGUUUUAAAACUUAUUAAAGUAUUAGGCCAAAUAAACAAUGAACUGAUAGUAGGUUUAAUAACCCAAAAUAAUAUGAAGAUGCUUUUAUUAAUGGAUCAACAUGCAAUUCAUGAAAGAAUUAGAUAUGAGCAUUUGCUUUAUGGAUAUGAAUCACAGAUAAGAACGCAAUUGUUUUCCAUCAAAUUAAAAGAUCCUAUAAUCAUACAACUUCCUGCGAGUAGCUGCAAUUUACUGUUAUCUAAUAAUAUGAUAUUAAAAAAGUUUGGAGUAACUUUUAGUGUGAUAGAUAAUAACACAGUAAUGAUACGUGCAGUGCCAGAAUGUUUAAGGAAGAACAAAUACUAUCAUGAUCAAUUAAAACUAAAGUUAAAAGUACAGAAUCUUUUAAAUGAAUUAGUACAAAACUUCUCAAGUUAUGAUGGCAAUUAUGCAACCAACAUUUUACCAUUUACCAUUCACAAUGCAAUUGCAAUGGAAGCAUGCCAUGGUAUGUUCUUUCUUUCUUUUUCAUUUAUAAUUUUGUAAAUAAUU